UUGACACAAAAUUCUAUUUGCAACACCCAUCACCAGGUGGCACUCGCAGCAAUUAUAGCACAGUUCGCUGUAUGACAGUUUAGCACAGAUCUGGCAGUCGACGAUCCGCGCUCCGCGAGAUAGUUUCUUGGUGGAGAGAGAGGAAUUUCCUCCGUAAAAGUUUACAUCGAAUUAGUGCUAAUCAGCCAUCAGAGCACCUCCUCGCAAGAUGCUGUGAUCAAUCCGUCCGCUGGUGUGUCAAUCAUCAGAGGAUUUGUGUGCUGGCGUGCGUGAAAAACCGUCCUUUUCUUUAGCUUUGCGUGAAUUUUCUUUGUGUUCUGCUGCGGCCUUUCCAUUGUGUUGUGUGUCUCGGCGCUUUUCCUGGGAAAUCGCCAUGGGCUUCCUGAGGCUGUCCGAGUGCUGUCGCACGGUGCUGCGUGUGGAGCAGGACUUCCUCGAGGACUUCAGCUUCCGCGAUGUGGCCAGGGAGAUGGAGAGAGUGUUCAGCGCCGAAGAGUGCCGCAGCAUCUUGGCGGAGGCCACAGAGGAGUCCCGGACGGAGAAGAUGCUCUUCUUGCUCAUGUACAAGAGGCCACAGGCACUGAGGCUCUUCCAGGAGGUGCUGCUGAAGGACUACGAUUGGCUCAGUGAGAGAAUCACCGAAUCUGGCGUGACAAAUGAGCGAUUCUGGGCUUAUGAGAAGUGCAUCCGAGAGAGCAAUAUCCCAAAUAAUCGAUCAGGAGUGAUUUACCGAACGGAUUUGCUGUGGCAGGCGCGGAAGGUGCUGGAGAGUCUGAAGGAGUGCAACUACCUUGUCAUCCAUGGGAAUACGGGUUCCGGAAAGCGCUGGCUGGCCAUUGACGCGUGCUGUGAUCAUCGAGUGAUCAGUGCCAUGAACUACAGAAUCUUCUGGCUCAGCGUCACGGAUUGCGUGAAGCCGGAAAAGAUUCUGAGCAAGAUGGAGUGUCUGAAGGCGAUGCUGCGUGAUGCACUGGACAAGGAGGUGCUUCUGCUGGAGCGGAAGAAUGGCUAUAUCUCGGUGGAGGCCAAGAUGGAGGCUGAGCGGAGUGAUUUGCGUCAGAUGAUGCGACAUGAGAGCUUGAGGGAUUGUCUGCUGGUGCUGAAUGAUCUGCAGAAUGAAAUGACACAGGCGGCCUUUGAUUUGCACUGCAAAAUCUUGGUUACCACGAGGAAUCGAUGCAGCAUGGCGCGUGUGAAUGAGCAGAAGAAGACACUGCUGUCCACAAAUGGUGGGCUGACGGAGAGUGAGUGCUUCUGUCUGUUUGAGCACGCUCUGGCGCAGCCUGUGCAGCAGAAUCACCUUCGCGGCUACAUCAAUCAAAUCCACCGCGUCAUCAAUGGUAGUCCUGAUCUGGUGGCCAAAAUUGCGAAGAAUCUCCUCGGUGUCUUCGAUGGGAAUGUGGAGAGGCGUCUGAGGGAGUGGCUGGCGUGUCUGCGCGAGGGUGUGGAGAAUAAUCGCACGAAGAGUGUGAUGGAGGAGUCACUGAAGGUGCUGGACAAUGAGCAGGCGGAGUUGUACAGACGAUUGGCAAUCUUUCCGCCCAAUUGUCUGAUUCCCAUUCCUGUUCUCGCGCAAUAUUACCACCUCAGCACUAUGCAAGUGGAGGAAUUGGUGAGAAAACUGGAGAAGUUUUCCCUCCUGGAGAUUGACUAUGUACAAAUGGCGAAUGGUGAGUCACAGAUGAUGUGCAGAAUUCACUUCAUCUGUGCACAAUAUCUCAUGAGGAGCACCAAGAGGAAUCAUCUGGUGGAGUUUCAUCGUCAAUUCACCGCCAAGUAUGAAAUCCAGAGAGUUUUGGAAGCACGAACGGAACCGAAUGUCCUGAAAUUUCCCAAUGAUCACUAUUUCUACACCUUCAUUGGCUAUCAUUUGAUCCACGGUGAACUCUUUGACACCUUUGUUCAGCUCUUCAGUGACUUUGGCUUCCUGGAGGUGAAAAUCCGCGAAUCCGGUCUGACCAACACCAUUGGGGAUCUGAGGAUGUAUCAGGAAUUGGGAUCUCCAGUGGUCUUUCCCUUCUUCGAGCACCUGCAGUACUUCCUGCCGAAUAUUGAGGCACGAAUCUACCAAUCCAGAGAUCUAACACUCCUGCAACAGGCUCUGGGCGGCUCUUUUGCCAUCGCGAGCGAAGCGAGACAGCAAUUGAUGCAAUUCCCGGACAAAUUGUGGUUUCGCAUGAAUUGCAUCGCCAAGUGGCGUCGGAUUGUGCAGUUGUGCGCCAAUCCCAGCAUUCUGCGCUUUCUCACGCCCACAUCUGUGCUGGUGGCGCAGAAGGAUCACAAUAUCGUGCACGCGGACUUGUCCAACAACUACAAAUCCGUGCCGAAUGUGUUCAGUGGCCAUGAGAUGGAGAUCAUCGAGAUGGAGGUGUUUGCCAGGUCGUACUUGAUCUCUCUGGACGCCUCUGGUGUGAUGUAUUGCUGGUAUGUGGGCAGGGAUUGUGGUCGAAGGACGAAUAGGCGACAAUUCGCCGGUCAUGCGAACUACAGCAUUCACGAUGCCUACAAAUUUGAUCCGCUGCAGAAGAUUCACGUGCAGAAAUUGGUGUGUUUUCACACAUUCUUCGACGGACAGUCACAGAAGUUGCUCUGCGCUCUGGCCACGGGUCAGAUCAUCACGUACAACUGGCGUGAUGGACAGUUUGUGAUGUCACCGAGUGAGAAUUUCUUCACGCACUGUCAGAACAUCAAGUGUUUGCAGUACAUUGGCGGCAAGAAGUUGCUGGUGUUGGACAGUGAGGGAAAGAUUCGGUGCUUUAAUUUGCAGAAUCACGCCGAAGUGGGCUUCACGAAGAGACCAUGGGAUGACAAUGAGACCACUGCCAUUGCCAUACACUUCAAUGCACGCAAGAAGCUCAUCUACUACAUAUUCCCCCGGAAGAUACGUCAAAUCAAGAUCAAGUCAUCGAACUAUCCAUUCCUCCGUGUGAACUUCAUACGGGAGAUUUACACCACCGAGACGACAAUUGAAUGCAGCGCUCUGGCGCGCAAUGGACGCUUUCUGGUGUUGGGCACAAAGAUGGGGAUCAUUGUGUUUGAUUGCGCACGAAGAGUGGAAGUUGUGCAGAAUUGUGUCACUGAACGCGUGGCGUGCAUUGAUGUGUUCACAUCCAAGGAGAUCAUUGUGAUCUAUGGCAAUGACAGCACGAAGAACAUUGCCAACAUCUUCGAGAUCAACGUCCAGUCACAAUCCGCCACGCGUCUUCAGCCACAUCUCAGUGAAAUCAUCGUGCAGCACGACGACAACAAUCCACCAACUUUGUUGGCUGUGGACACGGCAAAGCACCUCCACGAGUACAAUAUUAGCGAUGCUAAAGACAUUGUUAAAGUCACCGAGAAGCACUGUUAUCAAUUCAGCAAUAUCACUGCCACUGCCAACAGUGAACACAAGACAAUCAUCUUCCUGGGCUGUGACGAUGGACGCAUUUGUCAGUAUAGCAGCAAUGGGAAUUGCGUGGAACUGGACAAUCUGGGGGCUUCCAUAGACUUUCUAAAGUCCAUCAAUGCUGUGCUGAUCGUGGGCACCAGCGUGACUUUCAGACUGCUCAACAAGGAGCCACACGAUGGAGGAAUAAGGAACUGCCAUGCUCUGGACGAGGAGCACAUUGUGGUGAUCACCAAGGGAAUGAAUGUUAAGAUCUUAAACAUGAACAGCAAUAUAGUAAUCUCAUCUUUCAACUGUAAUUCUGAUUCUAAGUUAGCCUUUUGUGAUUACGUUCAUCCAUAUCUCAUGACAUGCUCGAAACAACAAUCAAUGAUCAUUUAUCGCGUUGAGAUGAAUGGAGAAAUUGUGUCUUUUGCCAAAUUGAAGAACUUAGCGAAGAGAAUCGACAGCAAUGCAUCGUCAAUUGCAAUAUCGGCGCAGAAGGAGUUUCUCGCCGUGGGAUUUCUCAGUGGAAGUAUAAAUAUGUACGACAUUGGUGGCAACUUCAAACUCCUCCAGACGCUGCGAUCUCACCAGAGCGCCGUGACCCAGUUGGUGUUCUCGCCGUGGUGUGAGGCGAAUCGACCUCAAAUCCUUAUCAGUUUGGGUGAACAAAUUUGCUUCUGGAGUGUGGACUUUAUCGUGAACAAUGUGGUGGUGAACAAAGGAAGCGUCGUGAGUCAAUUGGCUGAGCGCACGCGGCGCUUGAGUUUGAGUGGUGAUGGCGAGAGUGCGUGGGAGGGAAGAAUGGGUGCUUCUGAGAAGCCAGAAUUGCUCUCAUGUGUGAAAUUUGCUGGAAAUUGUGCGACAAAGUUGCACUAUGAUAAGAAUUUCACGCGAUUCUUGGCAAUUGAUGACGAAGGAGAGAUUUACGUCCUGAUUCUCAAUGAUUGUCACAAUUUUAGAUGACAUCGAAUCCUUUUAUCCAUACGACUGAUUGUCUUUUACUCCUUUAUCUACAUUUUAAGCUCAAUACUUUGAUGUUCAAUCAGGUUGAAUAUUGCAUUUCUCAUUAUUAUUAUUAUUAUUUCUCAUAAUUGUAUACAAUAUUUUACAGUGAGAUUUUUUUUUCUUGUGCAACGAAUACAAACCGAGAAGAUUGUAGAAGAUUAUUGCAUUUUCCGCAUUUUGAUUUUCAAUACAAUUUUAGUGUGAAUUUUACUAUAUAUUUUAUCAUUUUUGUAUCUCUAUUGAAAUGUGUAUUUUUUACUCAAAUAUUCUAUCGAAUUGUAGCAGAUUUUUUUUUUCAACAAAAAUUGUAGGAACAAAAACCCCCUUUUAUAGAACAAUUUUUGUAUUUUAAAUAAAUAAUAAUAAAAUAUUUUGAGAU
Phlebotomus argentipes is the source of this 4754-nucleotide messenger RNA. RefSeq lists its product as uncharacterized. The record is from RefSeq and is a predicted model, not a curated record. NCBI's taxonomy places the organism in Eukaryota, Metazoa, Arthropoda, Insecta, Diptera, Psychodidae. Gene Ontology annotation, molecular function: protein binding; ADP binding. The transcript has 5 exons. Bases 374 to 4333 code for a protein of 1319 amino acids.